UUUCAAUUAGAAGAAUCCUUUGCACAAGGUGUGAUUAUCAGAGAAUUGUGUAAACUUUCAACUUGUGAAAGUUGUUAGAUAUAUUGUGAUCCUGCAUGUGUGUGUACAUGUGUAAGUAGUGAAAUAAGAUCAUCAGACUAAGACUAGUGAGUACAUUGUGUAGUCAUAUGUUCCAACAGUAUGUUGUGCAACUUUUGGAUAAGAAAACAUCAUAGGUUUCCCCUCAACUAGUUAUUUUUACAUGUCAGUUCUUUUUUACAAAUCUGCUUGAAAUUGUCAGUGAUAAUGGAUUUAAAUGUCAUUCUUUUGCUGCAAGACAGUUCUAAAGAUUUGAUUGCAGUGUAAAGCUAUAGAUAUUGAAAACUUGUAGUUGAAGCCUUGGACUGCAUUAGAAAUUUGUAUUAGAUAUUCCACUUUCCAGCUGAGUGAAAGAAAGAGUAAUGCCCGGACCAGCUUCUGGUGUUGUAGUUUCAACAGACUCUAAGAACGUAUAUGAUGAAGUAAAGAAGGAUAAGAAAUAUAGAUACAUCAUAUACUACAUCAAAGAUGAGAAAACUAUCGAAGUGGAAGUAAGAGGUGAAAGAGAAGCAACUUAUAAAGACUUUCUGUUAACACUUCAAAAUUACAAGUCAGAUUGUCGAUACUGUCUCUUUGAUUUCCCUGUUUCUGUUGAUGUGGGGGGAAAUGAAGACAAGCCUCCAAUGACAGUAGACAGAUUAGUGUUAAUGACAUGGUGCCCAGAAUCAUCAAAGAUCAAACAGAAAAUGUUGUACUCUAGUAGCUGUGAUGCACUCAAGAAGGCACUUGUUGGGACGUACAAAUACAUUCAGGCCUGUGACUUUGAAGAAGCUGAUGAGACUGCAAUUAUAGAAUCACUAAAGAAGGGUGGAAAGUAAAUACUCAUCAGUCUUCUAAGUGUCAUUAUUGUUGUAACAUUUGCAAAAUGUGUACAAGAUUCUGUUUUACUCCAAAGUUGAGUGCACUUUGAAUCAUAUUUGUGUGUGUGUGUGAAUCAUAAGAUUACCAAGAAUUUCUAGAUAUUUCGUGAAAGUUUGUGUACUGUAAAAUAUUUCCAUGCUGACAUUUUUUCUUCUCUAAAUGAAAACAAUUUCAUCAAGAUAUUGGAUUCUAAGCUUAAAUUUUUUUUGGAUAUUCUAGUAAUUGUAUGCUAGUUGAGAAGAAGGUAGAUUUUUGUAACAUCUAAAUAUGUGUAUCGUUAAAAUUUAAUUUAAUAUAUGUAUAAUUUACAGUUUUCUUGAGUUUGAACAGUUGUAUUUUUCUUUUUUUUAAGUCAAAGCUUUUCUUCAUAUAUCUAUUAGUGGUUCUUUGUUGCUUUAAAUACAUUGGCAGAUAUGUUAUAGACUUAAGUUCUUACAUUAUGCUUUACCAAAAAAGAAAAGUCCUGUUAAAGUUUGACCAAAAUAUUACCAGAAAAUUAGUUUAGACCAAAACCAAUGGCACAUGAAAUGUAAUUAUAUACUAGAUAAUAUCUGUCAAUAAAUAUUCAAAAUAUGAA
Messenger RNA from Limulus polyphemus (Atlantic horseshoe crab), 1516 nucleotides. RefSeq names its product cofilin/actin-depolymerizing factor homolog. The transcript has 3 exons. Gene Ontology annotation, molecular function: actin filament binding. Gene Ontology annotation, biological process: actin filament severing; cell motility; actin filament fragmentation. The coding region runs from base 441 to 896 and encodes 151 amino acids. The record is from RefSeq and is a predicted model, not a curated record. Gene Ontology annotation, cellular component: actin cortical patch; cytoplasm; actin cytoskeleton. Lineage: Eukaryota; Metazoa; Arthropoda; Merostomata; Xiphosura; Limulidae.